This is a messenger RNA of Rhododendron vialii, 2391 nucleotides long. Its product is annotated as transcription initiation factor TFIID subunit 5. Bases 101 to 2113 code for a protein of 670 amino acids. Gene Ontology annotation, molecular function: protein binding; RNA polymerase II general transcription initiation factor activity. Lineage: Eukaryota; Viridiplantae; Streptophyta; Magnoliopsida; Ericales; Ericaceae. The record is from RefSeq and is a predicted model, not a curated record. The transcript has 19 exons. Gene Ontology annotation, cellular component: transcription factor TFIID complex. Gene Ontology annotation, biological process: transcription initiation at RNA polymerase II promoter.
UGGACGUCCAGACUGUCCAGUGGCGUUUGCACAAAACCUAAUUACCAGUCUCUCUGCAAGCGACCCACAGAGAGAGAGAGAGAGAGAGAGAGAGAGAGAGAUGGAGGACGAGAUGAUACAGAAGGCAGUGAUAGCGUACCUGAAGAAGAAGGGAUUCAAGCAAACGGAGCUCGCUUUUCAAGAAGAACACUCGAGAAACUCUUCUUCCAACUCCUCCCUGCAGACAGAUCCCGACAUUGCCAGAAACAUUCUCUCCUUCUCCUCCGAAUUGGAAAAUGUUCCAGUGCAGUACCAUGAUGGAUACAGCAAGCUUAGGUCAUGGACUUAUAGUUCAUUGGAUUUGUACAAGCAUGAAUUGCUUCGAGUUCUCUAUCCGGUGUUUAUUCAUUGUUUCAUGGAUCUUGUGGCGAAAGGCCACAUCCAAGAAGCACGGACUUUUUUCAAUAGCUUCCGUGAAGACCAUGAGAUGAUGCACUUACGGGACCUCCAAAAAUUGGAAGGUGUUCUUUCUCCCUCUCAUCUGGAGGAAAUGGAGUUUGCUCAUUCUUUGAGGCAGAGCAAAGUGAAUAUAAAGAUAUGCAAGUACUCGUAUGAGCUUCUGUUGCAAUAUUUACACAAGACGCAAUCCAUUAUGAUGCUUGGGGUUAUUAAUGAGCAUAUUAACUUUCAAGUUUCUCCAGGACAGCCUUGCUCAAUUUCCGAUGAUGCUGAAGUUGUCACGCUUGUUGGGAGUGGCCAGGAUGCAGCUAAUAUGAUAAAUCAGAAAGAAAUACAUUGGGGAUUGCUUGAAGACUCUUUAGAAGAAAGGCUGGAGAAGGCGGGAAGCUCGCUUUCAGAUUUAGAGAAGGGAGAAGGAGAAACAAAAGAAGGAGAUUUGGAUGAGAGCAAGAAAAGAGCAGUGGAGGGAGGGAAGCAAGGUGCUUCUCACAAAAAGUUGAAAAAGGACAAGGUGGUUGGUUCAACAGGGAAAGCUGUUCGUACAGAGGUUAAUACUGUGUCGGCAGCACCACGUGUGAAAGCGGAACUUACCUUGCCAGUAAUGCCAAUAGAGGUAGAACAUUCUAUUCUUGAAGAUCUGCGAAAUCGUGUACAGUUAAGCAGUGUGGCUCUUCCCUCAGUCAGCUUCUAUACGUUUGUUAAUACUCAUAAUGGCUUAAACUGUUCAACAAUAUCCUGUGAUGGAUCAUUAGUUGCUGGUGGAUUCUCAGACUCAUCUCUGAAGGUUUGGGACAUGGCUAAACUUGGGCAACAAACUUCUGGUUCUAUUUCGCAGGGUGAGAAUGAUUCAGCUCCUGGUGAUCACUUGGUUGGGGAAAAGGGCGGUAAAAGACCUUAUACUUUAUUCCGGGGUCACUCUGGACCUGUUUACUCAGCCAGUUUCAGUCCUAUUGGGGAUUUCCUUCUAUCCUCCUCCUCAGAUUCAACGAUUCGAUUGUGGAGCUCAAAAUUGAAUGCAAAUCUCGUAUGCUACAAGGGUCAUAAUUACCCUGUAUGGGAUGUUCAGUUUAGUCCUGCGGGACAUUAUUUUGCCAGUGCUUCACACGAUCGAACAGCAAGAAUUUGGUCCAUGGACAGAAUACAGCCUUUAAGGAUAAUGGCAGGACACUUAUCUGACGUGGAUUGUGUACAGUGGCAUGAAAACUGCAAUUACAUUGCGACGGGAUCUAGUGACAAAACAGUUCGAUUGUGGGAUGUACAGAGUGGGGAGUGUGUUAGAAUUUUCAUUGGUCACAGAAGCAUGGUUUUGUCUUUGGCAAUGUCACCUGACGGCCGAUACAUGGCUUCUGGAGAUGAAGAUGGCACAAUUAUGAUGUGGGACCUCUCAAGUGGUCGUUGUGUCACGCCUCUGGUGGGCCACAGCUCAUGUGUAUGGACACUUGAUUUCAGUUGUGAAGGUUCACUUCUUGCAUCUGGGUCGGCUGAUUGCACUGUAAAACUGUGGGACGUGACAGCAAGCACAAAAGCGCCGAAAAUAGAAGAGAACAAAACUGGAAGUACAAACAGACUCAGGUCAUUGAAGACUCUCCCUACCAAGUCUACUCCAGUCUACUCAUUGCAGUUUUCUCGUAGGAAUCUACUCUUUGCUGCUGGGGUUCUUUCGAAAAACGUAUAAAAAGCUGGCAUGAUCAAAUUCGAAGAUCAGAAAUUGAUUUGCACUGGCGGCUGCAGAAUCUCGGUGUACCAUGAUCAUUCAAUUACUGCCCUCUUUGGAAUAUAUUAACUAUGGUAAAAAAAAACGUGUUUUGUAGCAUUUGAUUAAUUGUUAUACUCUUCCUUUCCCCAACAUCCUUUACACUAAUAUAAUUAGGAGCAUCAUUUAUUUAGAACUUCUUCCCUGGUGGAGUACAGAAGUUUUUAAUGCUUGUUUUGCCUUAUCUUUUUGAUAAGCUA